AAAAGUGCAAAAAGCCCCCUGCGAUCCUGAAAAAUCUCUACUCUCCCUCGCGCCCUAUCCGCCAAGCCGUUCCCUUGUCUUUCUUCUUCCAUCAUUCUCCCUUUUCUUCGUCUCCUCUUCUGCUCCUCCCAAACCCUCACACUAGAUCUGGAGUUCCGCGGCGGGUAUGGCGGCACCGGGGGAUGAGCACACCGGCGUCGGGUACUCCUCCCGAGAGACGCUCCAUUCGCUUCUUCUUCGGUUCUGAAUUGCUCCUUUCACGGCGAGAUCGCGGAAAAAGGGAUUUUUUUUUCUUUUUUUUUUUUUGUUAGGGUAGAAUAGUGUAUAUAGAGAGAUGAUUAGGGUUAGGAUUUAGUUGGGAAUUGUAUAGAUGGAGGAGAGGUUGAAGGUAUAAUAUAAUAGGUAGGAAGGAAGACAGAGACAUGAGUUUGGGGGCGGAGGAGGAAAGCGGGGCGGCGGCGGAGAUCCACCUUCCAGCGGAGGUGAACUGGGAGAUGCUGGACAAGUCGAGGUUUUUUGUCCUCGGAGCGGCGCUGUUCUCAGGCGUAUCGGCGGCCCUGUACCCCGCGGUAGUCCUGAAGACGCGGCUCCAGGUGACGCACCCGCCACCGUCGUGCCUCCGGGCUGCGGGGGCGAUCCUCCGGCACGAGGGUCUCCGGGGGUUCUACAAAGGGUUCGCGACGUCGCUCACGGGGACCAUCCCCGCUCGGGCUCUAUAUAUGAGCGCGCUGGAGGUGACCAAGAGCGCCGUCGGCACCGCCACGGUCCAGCUCGGGGUCCCCGAGCCGGCGGCGACGGCGGCCGCCUCAGCGGUCGCGGGGCUCAGCGCGGCAGUGGCCGCCCAGGUGGUGUGGACCCCGAUCGACGUGGUGAGCCAGCGCCUUAUGGUCCAGGGCGGCGGCGGCGCCGCGAGGUACCUCGGCGGGGUGGACGCCUUCAAGAAGAUCCUCGCAUCGGACGGCCUCCGCGGCCUCUACCGGGGCUUCGGCAUGUCGAUCCUCACCUACGCCCCCUCCAAUGCCGUCUGGUGGGCGUCCUAUUCCGUCUCGCAGCGGCUCAUCUGGGGCGGGAUCAGCUACUACGCCGGCGGCAUCCGUCGCCUCUCCACGGCGGCGGCGGACGGCCGCGGACGCGGAGGCGGGGGAGGGGCGUUGAGGCCGGACUACGGGACUGUGGUGGCGGUGCAGGGCGUGAGCGCGGCGUUGGCCGGGGGAGCGGCAGCGGUGGUGACGAUGCCGCUGGACACGAUCAAGACGAGGAUGCAGGUGAUCGACGGAGGGGACGGGGGGAGGGUGACGAUCGGACGGACAGUAAAGAGACUACUGAGAGAAGGUGGUUGGGGGGCGUGCUAUAGAGGUUUGGGGCCGAGGUGGGCUUCGAUGUCGCUGUCGGCGACCACCAUGAUUACUACAUACGAGUUCUUGAAGCGGCUCUCAGCCAAGGAUGGAUCCAUUUGAGAGGCAUGGAUAUGGAAAAUGUAAAAAAAAAAAGGCCAGGUUUUGCAAUUUUUCCCCGUAUAUUUUCUCUUAUAUAUAUAUAUUGUAUAUUGGUUUUUUUUCUUCCCUUUUUUUCUCCCGUUUAGAUAGAGAAAAUGGGAGAUGAAAAAAAAUAUCACGGAUGUAAUUCCCCUUGCAUGAUGUUUCAAUGGAAUCUAAUCCAAUCUAUGUUUUCUGCUAA
This is a messenger RNA of Phoenix dactylifera (date palm), 1677 nucleotides long. RefSeq names its product Mitochondrial substrate carrier family protein. The record is from RefSeq and is a predicted model, not a curated record. Lineage: Eukaryota; Viridiplantae; Streptophyta; Magnoliopsida; Arecales; Arecaceae. Gene Ontology annotation, biological process: transmembrane transport.